AUGGCGACGAACGGGAAUCUUCCAUCGGGGGCCUUUAUCACAACUCUGUCGGGAAAGAGAUGUACGGCGAUACCCAAGGCGAAGAACGCGAGUAGUGGUGGAGGAGGCGCUACUUCGACAAGUACCAGUACUACAUCGACGUCGACAUCAUCGUCCUCGUCGUCUUCCUCGUCCUCAUCAUCAUCGUCAUCAAGUUCGUCUUCAUCAUCUACAUCGACUUCAUCUACUACUUCGACCUCGACCACGGCACAAGCCACAACAACGGAAGCUGCUGCGCCAGCAGUACCGCCAGCAAUUGCACCAGUCUUCACAGAUACACCUACGACUGCUGCUGCUGCUGUUCCUCCUCCUCAGCAGACCCUGACUAGUGCCACCAGCGCUACCAGUAUUGCUCAGAUUGGUACGCAAGUUUCGCCGGUUGCACCGAUACAGACAACUAGUUCUGUUGCGGUCGCGCCGUUGUCUUCUGUCACGGUUCCUACUACUACACCUGUGGUUGCGAUCCCAACAACACCUGAGAGCGAGCUUCAAAGUCAAGCUACUCAAGCUGAUAAUAAUAAUGAUCUAGCAUCCUCAGCAUCAGCCGUCGAGACAACGUCAGCCGCGGCGCUCGAGUCUCUAAUCGCUCCCGUUGAGUCUUCGGUACUUUCAGAGUCUUCGACAGCGGCGGCAGAAUCAUCUAUAACGGCAGGCAAUGCUGCCCUGCUGACAACAAUCGGGACUGCCACCAAUGCCAAUGGAGGACAGGCAAAGGUAACCGAAUCGACGACAGCAGGGAGUGCUACAUCCGCAGCUGGCAGUACCAACGGAAUCAGCACUUCAACGACGGUAGCCGUGGUCGGCGGUGUUGUUGGAGGAGUAGUAGCAUUUGCUUUGAUAGCAUUUCUCGUGUGGUUCUGGCGCAAGAGGAUACGCCAAAAGCGCAGAAGCACAUUACUUACACCCUUGGGUCCCGAGUCAGGAUUCGGCAAUGCCAGCGAAAAGGUUCCAUAUUCCAUCAGUCGGGAUUCAAUUGGGCCAACAGGACUAGCUGAAAAACUGAAGGCUGCUGUUGGUGUCAAUGUUCGAAAGUUCCGGGGCCGUUUCGGUGGUGGCCACAGUCCCUCGUCCAGCGUCAAUCUGAACAGGGGCAAUUCUCAAUAUCUCGAACGCCCUUCUCACAGCCGGGAGACUUCGGCGGAUUUUGGCACUUCCGCUAAGGAUCGUCUCCUUGGGUUCUUCGGUCGCUUUAACGACAAAGUGCGCAGUGAGCGCGAUGACAAUUUGUCGUCGAGCACACGAAAUGCAAAGCCAAUGGCUGCUCGCUCGAAUUCGCAACCAGACUUCCUGACCCUAUUGAGCAUGGAUGACAAACAACUUGCAGCUCAGGCAACUCAAGGUCGCACAAGUAUGAGCAACCCGAGACGGUCUCAGAGUGCGGGCUCCAACGAGCACUUCUUGGGCCGCCUGAAUCUCGACUUUGAUUCAGCAAAUCCCUUUUCGGAUGAUAAUGCCAUGACGCGCGACUCGGCAAAGGUAGCGCCUCUGACCAUCAUGAACCCAGAUAACCCCUUCUCGGAUGCCAACGCUGUACGGCCACCAACGGCGACCAAGCAGGCAGGGCCAGCCACAUAUGUACAAAACAUUCGCCGAUCCCGAGGCAUGUCUGUUGGCGGUGCCACCACCAGACCUCCCAGCACCAAUGCGCCGAGCGUCUGGCGAGAGUCAUCAGCUUCUGUCGAAUCAUUUGCGACACGAAGGAACAAGUUCAGAUCAGAUCCCUUUGAUCUCGACCGGCCAGAACUCUUGUCCUCGUCUGCAGGCUCACAGGUACCAAUGCUCCCACGCGACAGUCGAGCUAGCAGCAGCCGUGUCCGAGUGAGCGGCGGCGGCCCCUUGCCGCCACACCCAGCCCAUACACGCAACCCCAGCUUGACGAGUAGCAAAUACUCGAGCGGCGUUGCCAGUAUUGACCAAUGGAGUGACCCGGGACCUGAUGUAGGCCCGGGAAGCUCGAGAUAUGACAGCCCAACGCUCACGGGAGGAGAGCGAAAGGUGACGGGUGGUGCUAGGAGAAGCGGUGCCAGCCAAGGCAGCCAAGGGAGUGUCGGCAAGGCAUAUUAA
Pestalotiopsis fici W106-1 is the source of this 2103-nucleotide messenger RNA. RefSeq lists its product as uncharacterized. The transcript has a single exon. Lineage: Eukaryota; Fungi; Ascomycota; Sordariomycetes; Amphisphaeriales; Sporocadaceae. The record is from RefSeq and is a predicted model, not a curated record. The coding region runs from base 1 to 2103 and encodes 700 amino acids.